AUGCAGAACUCAAGACAGCACAGGGAGAGUCCAGAAUUGAACAGGGAGGGAGUGUGUCAGAUUGGGAGAGAUUGGGGAAAGAGAAAGGGGGGAAUGGGCCAGGGGGAAGAGCCUCUGGUGGCUGUAGCUGUUGAGUUGUCGCCGGUGGUGAUUCAAGCAGAUGUGACUUUAGUGAAAGGGGUGCUUGAGGUGCUGGGGAGAUCAAGAGGGGAGGAUGGCGGAGAGGACGGAGGGAACGAGGCGGGUGAGGGGGGAGAGGCAGCAGCAGCUGGUGCAGCUGCAGCGGCAGCCGCGGCAGUGGUGACAGCGCAUACAGCAGCAAUACCAGCACCACUGCCAGCAGCAUCACCACCAGUAGCAGCAGCACAACCAGCAGCAGCAGCAGCAACAGCAGCAACAGCAGCAGCAGCAGCAGCAUCAGGGCCGGGUGGUAGUAGUGAAGUGCCUGAAGGAGCAGCAGCAGUGUGGGCGGAUAACUAUGUGGAAAAUUGGUUGGAGCAGCGGCUGCUGGAGAAGAGACGGGCCAAGGAGGAGAUGCGAAGAGCAAAACAGCGAGCAGAGGAGGAAGCAGCCGAUAUGGAUGCCAGUAUGAGUGAUAUGAGUGAGUUUUUCGACUGCCUCGACUCGGCCAUGUUCCUCUCCUCAUCCCUCUCCGCCUCACUCCAUUCCUCCACCAACCCUCCUGCACCAGCCUCGUCACUCCCCGCCUCUCCUCCUCCUCAUUCCCCUUAUGCUGCCACUGCAGCAGCAGCAGCUGCUGCUGCUGCCGCCGCUGCUGUUGCUGUUCAACCUUCGUCCCCUUCAUCCCACCCUUCGUCACCUUCCUCCCCCCCCUCCCCAUCAUCCGCACCUCCCUCCCUCUGGUCCUGGGCGCAAGCAGCAGUCUCAGCAGUCUCCGCCACGUCAGCACUGGCAGCUGGACUGCCGCCCGCUGCUGCUGCAUCCUCAGCUGUCUCUGCAUCACUUGCACUAGCAGCGGUCUCAGCAGUCUCAGCCACCUCUGCACUGGCAGCGGUCUCAGCAGUCUCAGCCACCUCUGCACUGGCAGCUGGGAUGCCGCCCGUUGCUGCGGCGUCUUCUUCUGUCUCUGCGUCCCUAGCGCUUGCAGGGCGUUCACCACUAGCAAGCUCUCUCUGCUCCCCCACAAACCCCCACCGCCUCCUGCACUUCCCACCCUCCUCUUUUGAGUCGACUCAAAAGUCAACAAACCCCCACCGCCUCCUGCACUUCCCACCCUCCUCUUUUGAGUCGACUCAAAAGUCAACAAACCCCCACCGCCUCCUGCACUUCCCACCCUCCUCUUUUGAGUCGACUCAAAAGUCAACAAACCCCCACCGCCUCCUGCACUUCCCACCCUCCUCCAUCUCGGUCCCACAUUCGCCUCCCGUUGUUUUCUCUCUCUCUGUGUCACCUUGCUCUGUGCUUUCAGGGUUUACAUUCCCACCGUCAUUUCUGCAUUCUUUCAAAUCUUCUUCGCCCCGCAUUCCUCUGUGCUUCCCUCUUUUCCCAACCGAGCAGAACCCUCCCAGCCUCUUCUCUCUCUUUCCUUCGGUAUCCCCUGCAUAA
Molecule: messenger RNA, 1566 nt
Organism: Closterium sp. NIES-65
Lineage: Eukaryota; Viridiplantae; Streptophyta; Zygnematophyceae; Desmidiales; Closteriaceae
Source: the annotation of a GenBank genome assembly